Nothoprocta perdicaria is the source of this 1858-nucleotide messenger RNA. It is a transcript of the gene CCDC148, whose product is annotated as coiled-coil domain containing 148. NCBI's taxonomy places the organism in Eukaryota, Metazoa, Chordata, Aves, Tinamiformes, Tinamidae. The record is from RefSeq and is a predicted model, not a curated record. Bases 8 to 1825 code for a protein of 605 amino acids. The transcript is spliced from 14 exons.
UAAAAAAAUGAGUGAAUUGGACCAUGGCACAUUCUUUAAAACUCACAGGAUCAGUGAUGUAGAAAAUCUAGUGGUUUCCAUGAGAAAUGGUCUUUACAGCCGGAAGUAUAAACCUAUUGACUAUAAACAUCUCUAUGAACUUGCUAAUGAAGAAAAAAAGGCAUCUACUAAAAUCCAAUUAAAGGUUAAAAAAAUGGAACAAGUUUCAAAAAAUAACAAAGAACAAACACUGUUGAAACAACACCACCAAGUGUGGUGGCAAGAACAUAAAAAACUGAGUGAGAACAGACAAAAAGUGGAAGCAGAAAUACAGACUUUUCUUAAUGAAGGAAGCCAUAAGUAUGACUUUUGGAGAGAUUUGUGGAACUUGGCGCAGAAAUUAUCAGAAGGGCGGGAUUCAUACCAAACAAAUACGGUAGUUCCUAUCUGGCAACUAAGAGAGAAUUUGAAAUUCAGGCUAUCUGAAAUGCAGCACUGCCCCUCAGAAGAAUCUUUUCAGAAGGAUCAGUUCAAUCCAGUUGAGAUGUUACAACAGAUAGACUUUGUGAAGAAACAACAGGAAGCAAUAUUGGAAUUCCUUAACCUUGAAAUUCUGGCUUUGGAAAAAGAGCUUGAAGACUCUAAAACCAAAGCAUUAUCACAAUCUUUUGAAGAGAAAAACGGACUUUUCCAUAAAGUUCCUUCAGCACUACUGUCAUUGGAGUGUCCCUGUUCUGAUUUGAAGACGUUGAUUAUUGAUGAAUAUCGUAAGCUUGCAGGUGAAUACUGGUCUAAGCUUCAGGAGAUUGAUCAACAGUUAAAUGUCAUACAUAGGAACAUUAACUGGAAAGAAGAUGAUAAGUGGGUUUAUCAGACUGUUAUCAAUCAAUAUCCAAGUGAUCUUCAGAGAAGAAGGACUUUGUACCUCGAUGUGCUGCAGAGAUACCUUCCUCACAAGUCCAGACAUGAUCUGGUUGUUCAUGAGAAAGCUUGGGCUCAUUACCUUUUCACUAGGAAUCAACGCAAACUUCUGAUACUAAGUUGGGCUAAAGCUAGAAAAGCCUUUUUAGUUAAGGCAGUGACAACUGUUGCUGAAGCUUCUGCUGCCCAUGAGACAGAAUUAGUGCUGGCUAAUACCAGACAAAAGCAGCAGGAACUCUGUACUGAUCUGAAAGCAAAGGUUCUACAGUGGAGAGUACAACAAGAGGAGGCUGCUAAACUAGAAGCUGCUAUAGCUACCAGAAGAAAACAAGAGAGAGAUGAAAAAGAAAGGGUGCAGAGAGAACAGGAGAGGAUUCGUAGAACACAGGAGAAAGAGAAGGUGAAAAAAUACUGGGCUGAAAAACAGCUCAAGCAGCAAGAACGGGAAGAGAAGAAUGUACAGCGCCUGGAAGAAAUAAGAAAAUUAAUGACAGAACAAGCAAUUAAAGACAGAGAAAGGGUGAAGUUCAGACGAGCGCUGCGGGAGAGGCGGCUGCUGCGGAAGAGGGAAGCGGCGCUUCGGGCGGCGCUGGCGGAGCACGAGAGGCUCAAGGGCCUGGAGACGCUGCGCCAGCAGGUUGCUGUUGUUGCACGGUUGGAUCCAGCGAGGGCCGUGUCUGACACUGUGGCAUCUAGAGCUAGGAUGGGCGUUGGAGCCGAAGAGGAGUUCGUCCUUCAGAAACCGCUCUUCAAGCUGCAUACGUACAGCGAGCAGCAGAUCAUUUCUGACCCAAGGCUCCGCGUCGAGCUCGCUCUUCGAGAAGCCGGGCUUCAUAAAACACUUUACGCAAAAGAGAUUUUGCCCAAAAUUCCUCCGCCGAAGCUUCCAAGGAAGGACAUGGAAUCCACGGCUUUCAAACCAUAGAGGAGGUCGUGUAUCACGAGCUGGGAGCUCGGC